UCGGCCAAGUUUGAAUAUCCUCGCUCUUUUCUUCACUCCGCACUUCUCUCCAUCACUUUCGCUCCCCCAUCUCGUCCUCUCGCCUCCUCAUCAUUUUCUUGCUAUCCACGCCGUUCUUUCCACCUUUUUAUGAUUUUUUACCCCGGCGUCAGGUCGCUCGCUACAUGCCUUCUCCCAUCUGGCGCACCGUUUCUGCGCCUUCUCACGACCAACCCAGCCAUUAACCCCGGAUAUCAUGCCCCCGGCCAAUUCGCCCAAUGAUGCCCCCUCCCGAUCGCCCUUGGCUGCGACACCCUCUCUUCCAUCUAUCCCCACCGCUGUGUCGGACGAUGCCCAUAAUGAUAACGUGAAUUUCUUGCGAUCGCGUGUACGCUCUCCGCCCGACCCUUCGUCCUCCUUGCUCAGCCGCCAGCGCCGCCGCCGACAACAUAUUCUCUCCCAGUUGAAUAUCGAUCCGAUGGACCUUAAUGAGAACAUGGCGGUAGAAAUCAACCGUCGAAUGCCAAUCCUGCGUCGCCAGUUCCCCGAUCCUGACGAAGAGAGCUACGGCACUAUCAACAACAGCAAUUUACCCAACUACGAAGGUCGAGUUUCAAAUCCUCGUGGGCUAUACGGCUGGGCUCCCGCUUUCGACGACGAAGGCGAUGAUAUCCCGUAUCCACCAAUACACAAUAAUGCGCUAUCAUCAUGGCUUGGCCGGCUUUCCGAACGCAGUAACUCUAGACGUCCUGCGCGCCGCGAUGGUACACCCAGGAAUCCCCAGGCGAAUCCCAGCGACCUAGCGGACAGUAAUCAUCAAUCGAAUGACACCUCUGGGUCAACGACAGAAUCUCUACUACAGUCAAUACAACGUCAGCCAAGGUUCUCUCGGACGAGGACCCUACAUGAUUACCUUUUAGAUCGCGCAGAGGAACCCCGCGAACGAUCUGGCGUCGAAUCCUCGCCUCGGGCUUAUCGGUUCCUUCCCAGCGGUCGCAGCGAACCGCAUCGAGUCUUAACACAUAAUGACCUUCGCGCGCGGGUCAGUGCUCACCGACAAAUGCACUUAGAUAAUCCUCCUAGCCCUCGAUUGAAAGAGACGAUACGCUAUCUCGAUAGGUUACGCUAUUCUAGUUCAUUCGAGGAAAGCUUGUCAUCUGCAGCCGCCGGGGGAUUCGUUCAAUUAGAUCUUCUUUCUUGGGACGAAGACGACUUUAUACUCGACACUUCUUCAAUAUGUCCGCCGCCGGUGUGCUCAUGGCUUCGCCCAGGCAUGACAUUCUCAGGGUUCCAAACAGCUGCCAGCAGUACCGGCCUCGUCCUUCCCCAGCAAGGGCCCAGUCCGUCCUCUAGUGAUCCAAUGAUCGUUAAUGGCAGUGACCAAAACCGCAUCAGCGUACAAACAUCGAAUGGAAGACGAUAUUUCGCCAGUCAAGUCUACAACUUAGGCAACGGCAAGGAGGAGAACUGGCCGGUCAAAGUAACCAUUCACGAUAUCAACGUCCACGACAUGACGCUAUCAGGGACCAUGGAGGCGUACAAUAUCCCCGAUAAGGCCUCGCCGUCCCAUGAUGCACAUAUUGUGACAUUCCUGGAGGGCGAAAUAAUCGACUUCAAUUCACAUACACUGGAGACGAAGAAUUUCAAAGCAGACGCCGAGAUUGAUUGCACAUAUUGGCGAAAACUACAGCCAUUCAAAAAUUUAACGGAUGAAGAGAUGACACGGAACCUCGUGAGCCGUAAAUGGAUCACAGAACAGCUGUCCAAGGGGUGGAUCCUGAUGAGAUGGAAGGAACGAUGUUUCAUAACCCCUACAGACGCGCGACAGGGACUCACGAUAUCAGGAUUCUAUUACAUUUCCUUGCAUCGCGAGAGCGGCAACAUCGAAGGGUUAUAUUAUGAUCCCGGUAGCUCACCAUACCAACAGCUGUCAUUGAAACCGGAAACAACGAAGAUGACUCGACCUUCAUACAGCUUCCGUUGAUACCCUUUUUUUUUUUCUAAAAUUGCACUCUAACGUUGACUUUUUUAUCUUCGAGGCGUUCGGGUUGGGCGUAUCAUACAAUCUGCAUAUCAGGUGUUGUCAAAUUUACGACUUUGGACCUUCUCAUCCAUAUCCAGCCUUCCCAUUUUACUGUCGGGAGUCAUCAGGACUGCUUGUCUUUAGGUAGACAAUAAACCAACUACACAUUGCCCAAAGAUAAGACGCAUUUCUUCACUCAAUCUUU
Messenger RNA from Aspergillus versicolor CBS 583.65, 2207 nucleotides. RefSeq names its product GID4/VID24 family protein. The transcript is spliced from 3 exons. Gene Ontology annotation, biological process: negative regulation of gluconeogenesis; proteasome-mediated ubiquitin-dependent protein catabolic process; protein catabolic process in the vacuole. Lineage: Eukaryota; Fungi; Ascomycota; Eurotiomycetes; Eurotiales; Aspergillaceae. Gene Ontology annotation, cellular component: extrinsic component of membrane; GID complex. Bases 236 to 1963 code for a protein of 575 amino acids. The record is from RefSeq and is a predicted model, not a curated record.